This is a messenger RNA of Protomyces lactucae-debilis, 1398 nucleotides long. Its product is annotated as Alpha/Beta hydrolase protein. The coding region runs from base 1 to 1398 and encodes 465 amino acids. The transcript is spliced from 4 exons. Gene Ontology annotation, molecular function: serine-type carboxypeptidase activity. NCBI's taxonomy places the organism in Eukaryota, Fungi, Ascomycota, Taphrinomycetes, Taphrinales, Protomycetaceae. Gene Ontology annotation, biological process: proteolysis. The record is from RefSeq and is a predicted model, not a curated record.
AUGUACUGGGCGCCCCUCCUUUUCAGUCACCUGGCUGCGGCCGUCUUUUCUGAUAACCGCCAUUCAAGUGGCGUGCAGAUCAAUAAGACUGCAGACUCAUGUAUCAGCUCUCCUCAGCAAGUCGGAUGCAAGACUGAGUGGUUGAUCACAGAUCCCCGUUACCCCAGCGCAGUCUUACGCAUCAAGAAGGCAGACACCAAGCUCGGUACUGUCUGUGAAGGUGCCGGGAGCGGCUAUACAGGCUACCUCUCCUUUGACCAUAAUAAACGCCACAUCUACUUUGUCUUCUUCGAGUCUCAAUCCAAACCUCUCGAGGAUCCUGUUGCCAUCUGGAUGCAAGGAGGUCCUGGUGCAAGCAGUCUUCCCUUCGGUCUUCUCCUCGAAAAUGGGCCAUGCCUCAUCGACGGCAAAUCAACCAAAGCCAAUUCCUAUUCUUGGAACAAGUUUGCCAAUAUGAUCUAUGUGGAUCAACCCACGACUGCAGAUCCCCGGGACACUACCUCACAGGUAGCAGAUGACAUGGUCAUGUUGCUUCAUCUAUUCUACCAGGCCUUCCCGCAAAUGAAACAGAACCCACUUCACUUGACUGGGGAGUCCUAUGCAGGCAAGUGGAUCCCCGCACUGGCUCAAAAGGUGCUCGAUGCAAAUCAAAAAUAUGAAAAAAGCCAAAAAAGCCAGGAUCCAACGAUUUAUGAUUAUGCUUGCCUCAAACCCUAUCCCAUUGUCAAAAUUCUAGUCAAUGCAACAGCAUGCGCUAGCAUGUCAGCUGGGGCAACUCAUUGCAAAGCGUUGUGGGCAAAGUACACUCGCUUGGGUGGCAAAAAAGGGCGCGCCGCACGUCAGGACGUAGACGAGGCAAUCCAUUCAUGUUUGAACGAGCUGUAUACUGUCCUAUUCGACAGCGGAACGGACAUCUACCAAAUCAACCGUUAUUGUCCAGACAUGUCGGGAUUCUGCGAUGCAAAGGCUCCGCUAGCUGAACAGUAUUUGGAGCGUUCCGAUGUUGCAGCUGCGUUUGGGGCAGACCCCGGCGUUUUUCACGCAUUCAGUCACAAAAUCCUAGUCUCAAGCAUAGAGAGCGGAGAUGAGGGCCUCGACACCGGGCCGACUAUAGCAGGGCUUUUGGAUGCCGGCAUUCCUGUUCUGAUUUAUUCGGGCUUGUGGGAUGCUCGAAUCCCUUUCAUUGGCCUCGAAGCAGUCCUCGAUCAACUCGUCUGGUCUGGUGCAGCUGCUUUCAAGGCCGCUAAGAACGCUCCCGUCAAGUGGUCAGGCGGAGUGAAAUGGCGCGCGAAGAACUUGCUCUACGCACGAUUCGACAAGGCUGGCCAUGUCGUCCCCGAGGACGACCCAGCGAACGCUUUUCAGUUAUUGAAAGGCUGGUUCGAUUCAGUUCGAUGA